AUGUCGAACUUCAUCACUAACUACCACUGGAGGCAAGUGCUAGCAUUUUACUUGCUGUCGACCAAGGACCUUUCCAGAUGGGCCAAAGAUUGGUUCGAUGAAAAGUUACUAAGCAUUGGAGAGCUAGACGGGUUGAAGGUCGAGAGCAUUUCGACAUUUGAGGGAGAUUGCGAACUAGGGAUGCGAAAGGCCAAGUUGAUCACUAUUUACGAUUUGAGAAUCACUGUUCGUUGGUCGGGCCAGGGCUCCAGUGGCACUCUCACCAUCCCUGAAAUCUCUCAUGACAUGGUCGAGUCCGACUACGUUUUUGACGGUGCCUUGGAUUCCGGUGGCAAGACCGAAGUCGAAAGUCAGGCCAAGAAAAGUCUAGGCCCAGCGAUGUGCAAGAUAUUCCAGGCUUUCCCCAAGGCAAUCAUUGAUGCACAUGGUGCUGGUUUCUACAAGGAAAAUGGGAUGUCUCCAUCCGAAACCCCCGGAGGCUCAGGGACAUCAACCCCUCAACCGACUGCCGGGAACCUACAAACCAAAUCGGCCCCCACAGCCGCCCCAGUACCGGUAGAUGAUCCAUCGACCAAGACGAGCAAGGGAGAUGUGGUUAAUACCUCUAGUGUCCGCAUAGAUGGACAGUUCAUGUGCAGUGCAUCUGAUCUAUUUGACUUCUUGACUGACGAAAGUAAGAUACCCAUGUGGAGCCGUAAUCCCGCGAAGAUGAAACCCGAAGUGGGUGCAGAGAUGUCUUUGUUUGGUGGAAAUGUGACGGGUAAGGUUGUCAGCGUUGAGCGACCUAAAGAAUUUGUAACUACUUGGCGAGCUCCUACUUGGCCAUCAGGCCACUUUGGCAAAUUGAAGACCUCCCUCGCCGAAGGCUCUGACUCGACCAAGCUUGAACUUCAUUUAACCGGUGUCCCAGUGGGUACGGAGGAAGAAACAGAACGAAACUUAGAUAUAUUUUAUCUUCGCUCACUGAAACAAAUUGGGUUAGCAACUGCUUCUACAUUUUCAGCCCAUUCUUCUCUAAACCCCUCCCGACAACGUCGACGAUCACCCUCCCCGCCCGAUUUCCCCACGCCGAUCAUCCCGCCCUCCAGAUGGUCCUUACUGCUUACCUCGGCUAUCCCCAUGAGUCUCUCAAUCGGGCUCAUUCUCGCCCUGGGAGUGGCUAUCUGGAAAGGCCCGACCGGAGAUUCCUGGCGAAAUUCAGAUAAAUAA
Messenger RNA from Puccinia triticina, 1209 nucleotides. RefSeq lists its product as uncharacterized. Lineage: Eukaryota; Fungi; Basidiomycota; Pucciniomycetes; Pucciniales; Pucciniaceae. The record is from RefSeq and is a predicted model, not a curated record. Gene Ontology annotation, cellular component: cytosol. Gene Ontology annotation, biological process: protein folding; positive regulation of ATP-dependent activity. The coding region runs from base 1 to 1209 and encodes 402 amino acids. Gene Ontology annotation, molecular function: protein-folding chaperone binding; ATPase activator activity. The transcript is spliced from 8 exons.